Lactuca sativa (garden lettuce) is the source of this 696-nucleotide messenger RNA. RefSeq lists its product as uncharacterized. The record is from RefSeq and is a predicted model, not a curated record. NCBI's taxonomy places the organism in Eukaryota, Viridiplantae, Streptophyta, Magnoliopsida, Asterales, Asteraceae.
AUGUCUCUUUGGUUUGACUUGCGUGCAAGGCUAGAAACUAACAAUGUUAUUGAUAAAACUUUUCAAUACGAAAUCAAGAAAGAGACACAACACUGGAGGAAGGGGCUAUUUGACUCAUUUCAAAACUUACUACAAGAUCUUGAUCUUGACAUCGAUAAUAUCAGAGGCCAAAGUUAUGACAAUGGAUCCAACAUGAAGGGAAAACAUAAGGGUGUACAAAGGAAACUUUUGGACAUUAAUCCUAAAGCAUUUUACACCCCAUGUGCUUCACGUUCUCUUAACUUGACAUUAUCAUAUAUGGCAAACUCUUGUGAAAAAGCAGUAAAGUUUUUUUUGGAGUUGUUCAACACUAUCGAGAGAAUAGGUUUGAGAUGGCUUUGGAUUGUGCAAGCUAUAGCUUCUGAUUUGGAAAUUGAUCCGGUGUUUGUUGAAAAAAGCAAUAAAAGAAGAGUUGCUCAAAAAAGACAUUUUGAUGAGAAUAACGUUGGGUCAUCUGAGUCGGUACAUGAACUUUCACCUCAAGAGUCAUUUAGGAUUCAAUAUUUUUUGUACAUAGUUGAUCAAGCUAUUGCUUCAUUGGAGCGAAGUUUUGAACAAUACAAACAAUAUGAAGCCAUUUUUGGUUUCUUAUUCACAGCAGAAAAGUUGAAGUCAGUGAAUACUAGUGAGUUAAAGGCAAGUUGCAAAAAUCUAUAG